Messenger RNA from Branchiostoma floridae (Florida lancelet), 4074 nucleotides. RefSeq lists its product as uncharacterized. NCBI's taxonomy places the organism in Eukaryota, Metazoa, Chordata, Leptocardii, Amphioxiformes, Branchiostomatidae. Gene Ontology annotation, biological process: protein polyubiquitination; SCF-dependent proteasomal ubiquitin-dependent protein catabolic process. Bases 231 to 1577 code for a protein of 448 amino acids. Gene Ontology annotation, molecular function: protein binding. The transcript has 3 exons. The record is from RefSeq and is a predicted model, not a curated record. Gene Ontology annotation, cellular component: SCF ubiquitin ligase complex.
UUCGUAUAAUCCAUAACAGUAUCAUUUAUUUCAUUUCUAUAUUUCAGUGUAAGAUGUUUGUGUUACAUGUUAGCGUUGUGAUGCGGUUGUAGAAGGAAAGAAACAGGAAGGUUUGAGACCAAGCCCACACCGGCAGAAAACCGCUAAAAUGUAGUGUAAAGAAACUGGCCUCGCGUUCGUCUUAAGCCAAGCCUUUGUCACUGUAAGGAGUGGAGUAAACAGAACUGACCAUGGUAGGUCAGAAGAGAAAGCAGGCAUAUUCACAGCCUUCAGAGGAUUCAGAUCAGAAGAAGACAAGGACAGAUGUUGUCCCUAUAGCAUCUACCAGCAGGCCGAGACGUCGUCAACCCCAGCCAACUGUGAAGGGAAGAGCACAAGAAAGAGCCAGAACACAAACUUUAGCAGUUGGCAGAGCUAGCAGGAGAAACGUUGAAGCUGGGCAUGAUGAUAAGCCUUGUGUAAGACCUGUCAGCGAUGUAUGGCAGAGAACAGGCUACAGACUAGUCAGGACAGGCACCAAGACUAUAUUGGAUCUGCCUAUAGAGUGUGUAGCAAAAGUAUUCUCAUUUCUGUCAGACAGGGACAAAUGUAGAGCAGCCUCUGCUUGUCGCUUUUUCUCCCAAGCUGCCAGGACCCCACAUUUAUGGAGCCGCGUGUGUGUAGAUGCCGGGUUCUUGAAUCUGAGCUCCAAGUUCCCGGACUUCCUCUUCUCCAGCAGAGAUCGUAAUGAGAGCAAGGCUUUCAGCCUGCGAAAGAAGCACAUUUUUCAUCUCACCUCACGCAACGCGUCCAUCCGCGACCUGACCUACGAACUUUACGUGGACCAGUAUCAGCAUACUCUUAAGAAGCUACUAGAUGCACAGCACUGCUCUAACCUGGAGAAGCUAAGUGUGACGUGUUAUGACAUCUGCACAACGAGAGGCGAGGCGUUUGCACGAAAGUUAGAGUUUGUGUCAGAUGUGCUGAGGAAGGCUCACAGCUUGAGCCCAGGGAUAAAGAGUCUCAGGAUGCGCAGCUGCCAGCUGCUGGUCCUUCCUGAGAAGUUGGAGCUGCUCUUAAAGUUCCAGCACCUGCAGCACCUGGAAGUGCAGCUGUUUCUGAAGGACAAUGUACACCUGUCAGGGGAAACCCUUGAACGGCUGUUCACCAACUUCCCUUGCCUGACCACACUGGAGCUGGAGGUGGAUUCCACCUUAGACUACAAGCUGCCGGGGAGAGUCAACUUCCGCAUGGCCUGCCCCACCCUACAGCACCUCCGCCUGUACUACAGCCCGGACUUCAGACCCACCAGCAUCAACAUGCCAAACCUCAAGACCUUCAGCAUCAAAUACUGGACGGACUUCUCCCCACACCCUCGCAGGGUCGUCUUCCAGGACUGCCUGUUUGAAAUGAUUGUGAGAGGCUGUCCGGGGAUCGUGUCAAUCAAUCAGAAAGAGGUGCUGGGAUUGGUGGACGAGUACAGGGAGGACCCUGAGAAAGUGAAGCUGCUGAGUGUGUGCUAUUGUCCUCGGCACGGCAUGGCUCCCCCUCCCCCAGGGGCCAUCAAUAUCAUGGUGUACUUUGACCAUCACCAAUAGAAAGGCACUCCAGAAGUAGUAUGUUUUUAUUUGUGUGAAAAUUCAGUAUUACACAUAUUAUCUGAGCUUUGACCAACUAGAAAGGUACAGUAAUUUUUUCCAAUUUUUAUCAUCAUGUGAGGAAAUAGGAGUAUGUGCAACAUCAAGUGUAUAACAUACUUAAUUGAAACUCUAGUGGAGAUGUAACUUGUAAUACUAUGUCACGUGGUGCUGCUAGAUGUCGCCACUGCAACACAAAAGACAGAUAUGAUACAGUCCUUCCAGCACUGUAAUUGAAGGGUGAACUAUUGCUGUGAUGCAGCUUGCCAAGAAUAUGGUGUACUUCCAUAUGUUUCUAAACAUUUCAAGACUGCUUGUAGCUUUAGUAAAAACUUUUUUGAUAUUUAACUGUAAAGCUGUAGACUAGGAGUAUGCACACUAGAAGGGAUUCACAUAACUGUGCUGUGAAUUUAGGGUGUUGAGUAGGAUUAUGUCCAGACAUCUUUUGGGCAGUUAAUUUCAGCAUUUCAAAAGCUGAAUUUAGCUAAAAGGUGAUUGGGCAACUCCUCCAGAUUCAUGUUCAGUCAGCAUUGACAGUGAUCAGGCCAUUUAAGUCUAGAGCCACUGCUGAUUAUUGAACAUUUAAAGCAGGGCUGUGUGCAGGACCUGUCCCUCCAUCCCGGGAUGAAAAUUUGCUAGUUCAGUAGCAGUAAACAAAACAAAACUUUUGCCCUGUCCAUCCAAUAGAUCUGAACUUGAAGUCUUCUUGACCUGGAAAUAUAUUUUUGUUAGCUUAAGAUGACUGAGUUAACAACCAAAAUCAGCAACAUUGGCUUCCAAGUUCAAAUUAAAUCAAAUUUUGCCUACUCCUUUGCUAUGCCUGAAUCAUUCAUUAUUGUUAAUGCCUUUCUGGCCCUGCAAUAGUGUAGAAUCACUGCUGAUUAUCCUUCCACCUAUUGUCAAGAUAGGUGUAUAAUGCAUCAGGAAGGCCCAUUAAGGAGAGGUGAAUUCAGAGAAAUGACGUGGGUUCAUCUCUGAAUAGGGGAUUGAUAACUUUGCAGAACUUAACUGAAUGUUGGUGCAGUAUUUAAAAUCUAGUCUUAAUGUAUUCUAUUUUUCUGGUUUAUGGAUAUACUGAAUAUUAUUUGUACUUGUAUUAGUAUCAAUGUCCGUUCAAACAGCCUUAAAACAAAAUGGUCAUUACUUGGGAAGUUCAAACUACACUCAUGCAGACACAAAAUGUACUUACUUAAGUCUGCAUGUUGUGAUAACCCCUGCCCUUCUAUGGCAUCCCUCAUGUACUAACUUAUUGCUGGAACAUUGAUAGGAAUAUAUAUAGGAGUGCUAAAGGUUAUAGAAGAGAGCUUCUUAUUCCUACAUUGUGAUUUAAUCCAUUUGAAAUAGGGCCUGACCAGAAUUGCUAUUAACUAACCACAACCCUAUCCUCAAUGCUUGGUUGUUGAGCUGAAAGACUGGUAAUCAGAUCACUGAAAUACCAGUCAGAACAUAAGGAGGGGUGGUGCUUGUGCUCCAUGUAUUGGCCAAAGUUAGAGAUGGUUGCACUAUUUGUAAAGCCAUUGCAAGAUCAUUAGAGAUGUAAUGAGAGAGAUCAAUGGAGCUGUUAAACAAAAUUAAGUUAUCAGUUUUGCUUUUGUUCUGGCGCUUGUGUUAUAUUUAGUUGACUUAUUUCAAUGUUGCAAAUAUCGUAGACAAAUUCCCCUUUUCCAACUGUUUAUGCCCUGUCAUGUCUAAUCUGAAUUGAGUAGUUAGUUUGCUUGACUGUCUGGAAUGAUGGUUAAGAUAUGGUUCUACUUCCACAAUUAUAGCACAAAGAAGUGAGCUAGAAUGUACAUGUAGGUACAACGGUGUGUAAUUAGGUGAAGGCAUGGUGUCACUGAUAGUCUGACUAAGUCACACUUGUACAUGUAGCCUUCUACUGGUCCAAUCAGCCCCUAACAGCCAGUGAUUGUGUAACACAGGUUAGUGUCACCAGGAGCAUGCUGUAGGGAGUAAUCUGUUGCAUAAUGUUUGCAAAUUGAAAUUUCAUUAGAUCUCUCUGUCUUAUCAAUACUGCAGCAUCAUCAUUGUCUUUCAUGAACAUGAAGGGAAUAUAUUUUUCCUUCAUGUUCUGUGCAGUUGCAUUUUGGGAUGUCUUGUAUGAGAUAAGGGAAAAUGCUAAGGAAGAUAUCAGCCAAACUAGACCAUAUAAACAAUUUCUAUAUAUCAGUUUUGUAUCCACUUAGAGAAGAACGAGAAAUUUUGUUAGCUGCUCUACAUGCAGAUGUCUGAAGGAAAAGACAUAAUGAUGGAUGGUUAAAAAGAAACUGGACAUAUGGAAAAGCUAGUAAAUGCAAGUUAUUGUUCUGAACAAUGUCUUUGGUCUGUUGGUUUUUAUAAUGCACACUUCAUAUUUGACUGCAAUAUUGUAAUCUUAAUAACUGCACCAACAUCAUGGUAAUCUAAUUAUGACAAGUUGCCUGAGAAAGAUGGGAUUAAAUAGUUGUGGCAAAAUGUUAAA